This is a messenger RNA of Drosophila ananassae, 901 nucleotides long. RefSeq lists its product as uncharacterized. The transcript has a single exon. The record is from RefSeq and is a predicted model, not a curated record. The coding region runs from base 302 to 655 and encodes 117 amino acids. Lineage: Eukaryota; Metazoa; Arthropoda; Insecta; Diptera; Drosophilidae.
CUUUAGCUGUGGUCUAUUUUAGAAGGAAUGUGAAAAGAACGAUAAGGAAAUUAAGAACAACUUCCACUCCGACAUCGGCCCGAGAAUCGAACUACGCAAACAAUAAAAGGUUUGCAUAUGUUUUUAUAAUAUUAAUGGUCUCCUGAUAUUUCUAAUCUUAACAUUCUCCCUAAGGAAUUACUUUUCAGAGAAACUCCGUAUUGCGAUAAUGAAAACCUAUAAAGUCUGGCCGCACGAUUUGGAUCGGUUUAGUUUGCUAACUGCCGGGUAGUGGCCGAUUUCGCAACUAUUUUUCCGAAACAUGUACACCACGGGACCCUUCAGCUGGGUGGAACAAAUGCCCCAGAACUACAUGGUGAUCGUGUGUUCCGUAAUAAUAUCCUUCGUCUGGUUAGGAUCCAUCAGCUUCAUGGCUAGUCGUGUCCAGAAUGCCGUCAACAUCCUCCAGCGCCAGUUGGAUGAACUUUGGCUCCUCCAGGCAAGGCCCACUGUUUGGCCCCACGCACCCUUCAUCCCGAAUUCGCAAGGAGACAAUCCGCCGGAAUAUAUACCCCCAGUGGACCCCGAGGAACGCGAGAUCUUGGAGCGCGAGGACAAUGAGAGGGUUCGAAAGGCAAAGGCUUUUUUGGAGGCCAAGUCAAAAGUACAAACCUAAGAAGACAUAUAAAAUAAGUUAAUUAUUAGUUAUACAUACCAUACAAGUCAUUUGUAAUAACUAAACAUUUUGAGAAUUAUUGUAUCAAUUUGGCCUUAAAUAUUAACUAUAAACAAUUCGUUUUUUGAGCUUGAAAUUAAAUAAGAACUAUUAAGAUUGAGCUAACUUAUCAUAGUUUAUUUCCUAAGUACCAUUAAAGCAUGUGAAAAAAUUAUUAAAAGAACUUAAACUGAAUAUUAUUUUUAU